CUCCCCCUCCUCCUCCUCCAUCAUCAUCAUCAUCAUCACCUCCUCCUCCAGCGAUCCGACUCCCCACCGCCGCUCGACGAGGCCGUUCGCCCGAUGGUUCUGAUUCUGGAUCGGAGGAACUCAGCCGGACCCGAGAGGAGAGAGAGCAGGAGCAGCGCGGGCGGAACCGGAGCUCAGAGGGAAGAAUCUGGUCCACCCCUCACUGAACAACGCGACACAGCGCGCGCCGCGGAGACACGGUGUUCCGGGAAACAUCAGGAUUUCAGCCUGUCUGUGAAGGUUAAGGACCGCUGAUCUCGAGGGGGUUUAGAUGAGUGUGGCUGCCCAUGGCUUGCGUCCAUGAGCAGUGUGCCCCCUCCCCCUCCCUUUCAGGGUUCAACACCCCGAUAUCUGAGACCCCCUACCGCCGGCCGGACUCUGACGUCAACGCCUGCACCCCCGACACCGAGCUCACCCCCACACAGUGCGUUCUCCGCAAUGUACUGUCCAUCGACCCUGUUGUGGAUGGGAACUGCACCCACACGCAGGGCAACAGCCCCACCCCUAGUGAUGAGCCCGCCCAGUUCUCCAAUAGUGUGCUAAAGCUGCAGGAGGGCGGAGCAGAAGGAGGGGCUGUACGCAGCCAAUCAGACAGCUUUAGACUGCAGGCCGGAGGUGGAGGCUUCCUGGAGGGAUUAUUUGGUUGUUUAAAGCCAGUGUGGACUAUGAUAGGCAAAGCCUACUCCACAGAAAACAAACAGAGCCAUGAAGAAUGCUGGGAGGUGCCAUUUGAGGAGAUCUCAGAGUUGCAGUGGGUGGGCAGCGGGGCUCAGGGAGCGGUGUUCCUCGGCAAGUUCCACGGAGAAGAGGUGGCCGUGAAGAAAGUGAGAGACAUAAAGGAAACCGAGAUCAAGCACCUGCGCAAGCUCAAGCACCCCAACAUCAUCACCUUCAAGGGUGUUUGCACACAAGCUCCAUGUUACUGCAUCAUCAUGGAGUACUGUGCCCAGGGGCAGCUGUACGAGGUUCUGCGGGCAGGGAGGAAAAUCACACCGUCGCUGCUGGUCGACUGGGCCAUGGGUAUUGCAGGCGGCAUGAACUACCUACACCUGCAUAAGAUCAUUCACCGAGACCUCAAAUCACCCAAUAUGCUGAUCACCCAUGAUGACCUGGUCAAGAUCUCAGAUUUUGGAACGUCGAAGGAGUUGCGGGAAAAGAGCACAAAAAUGUCCUUCGCUGGCACUGUUGCGUGGAUGGCCCCGGAGGUCAUACGGAACGAACCUGUGUCAGAGAAAGUGGAUAUCUGGUCGUUUGGUGUGGUUCUUUGGGAGAUGCUCACAGGUGAAAUCCCAUAUAAAGAUGUGGACUCCUCUGCUAUUAUCUGGGGGGUGGGCAACAAUAGCCUGCAGCUACCUCUUCCUGAAAGCUGCCCUGAUGGCUUCAAGAUCCUCCUCAAACAAUGCUGGAACUGCAAGCCAAGAAAUAGGCCAUCUUUCAGACAGAUUCUGCUGCAUCUGGACAUAGCAUCAGCAGAUGUACUAUCCACCCCACAGGAGACCUACUUUAAGUCCCAGGCCGAGUGGCGCGAGGAGGUGAAACAGCACUUUGAGAAGAUCAAGUCUGAGGGAACAUGUCUGCACCGACUGGACGAGGAGCUCAUUAACCGUCGUCGUGAAGAGCUCAGACAUGCCUUGGAUAUCAGAGAACACUACGAGAGGAAGCUGGAGAGAGCCAACAACCUGUACAUGGAGCUGAAUGCUGUCAUGCUACAGCUAGAGCUGAAGGAGAAAGAACUUCUGAGGAGGGAACAGUGUCUGGACAAGAAAUAUCCCGGGCUGUUUAAACACCAUCCCUCAAACACAGUGGACAAACUUAUUAAGAAGAGGAAUGUACCCCAGAAACUGCCUUCUCAUGGCAAGAGGCCUGACCUCCUGAGGUCUGAGGUCAUUCUCCCUAAAAUGGACCCUGGGGUGCUGCAGGUGACGGUCCCGUCCUGCCCUAACCGGAGCUCCACCUCACCGAGCCGCGCCCGCAGGGUUAAAACUCGCCACCGCAGGGGCGGCCGGGGCAGCAGCGGUGACCUCUCAGGACCCAAACACCCCACUGGUGCCUCCAGCCGAGAGCGGGAGACUCCCACCUCCACCACCACAGCUCCCAGUGGGACUCCCACUACUGACCAAGGAGCCGUAGCCACUUCUAGAGGAGGCCAGCUGGACACGCCCCCAUUAAAACUGUCCUCUUCCAGUCCGGAUCUGCUCUGCUCCACCCACGGGGCAGAGGGUGGAGCCAGUGGAGGAACUGGUAGUCUGAGCGAAGGUCUCGGAGGAGGAGCCAGGGGCACGACUGAAGCCGGGGCGGGUGUGGACGAGACUCCGCCUCGAAGUGACACUGCUAGUGAGGACGCAGCGUCACUCCCUUUCUCCAGCAGCCCUGAUUCGCCCUGCGGGAGGGGCGUGGCAGUGGGGCGGGGCGAGGAGAGAGAGGAAGGUGCAGGAGCGGUGAGGUUACCGAGAGGAGCCAGCGGAAGUCACCUUACCCCAUCAGCUAUACUAUAUAGAGCAGCUAUCACCCGUAAACAGCGCCGUGGGGUGUCUUCAGAGGAAGAAGAAGGAGAAGUGGAUAGUGAAGUGGAAUUACCGAGGAGGCGACGGCCGACCAGUAUAACCAAGUGCCAGUCGGUGUCUACCUUUAGCUCAGAGAACCUGUCGGUCUCAGACGGAGAAGAGGGACACACCACUGACCACUCGCACAGCGGGACACCAGACGUGGUCAGCACUAAUACGGAUGAACGGCUAGAUGAUCGCAGUGAUGACCUCAUCUCACAGGGUUCUGAAAUCCCUGCCGACAUCACUGACCCCGCCCUGUCUGAGAAAGAGGCUGCGGCCCUGGAGCAGGAAAGAGCAAACUUUGACCUGGAGCAAAACAUCUUAGAGACGCGUGCAUUGUGUGAGGAUUCAGAUUGUGACAGCGCCGAGCUCGACCAAUCAGGGAGCGGAGAACCGAGUCGUCCCCCGAGUGCUGGAGGCUGGGGUCAGGGUCCUCAGAACUAACACACACACAUACACAAACACACACACACACACACACAGAUGCCCCUAUACAGCUCUGUGCAUUUGUACAUACUGUAAAUAUCUUCACCAAAACACAUACAGGAUGCCAGCACACUCAUUCCUAUGUAGUGUCACUGAACACCUGAUACACCACAGACACACACACACAAUGAAAUACCCUACCUUUGGGCCUGUAACACAAACUGGUGAUGUAAUAUCAAACUAUUAGCCACUUUAAGAACAACACACCUUCAGUACUUGGUUAAUAUGUAAAUGGAAUUCCAAAGACCAGGGCCCCAUUCUUUGUAAAAGCCUCCCAUAAUAACUACAUACAAAUCUGGCGGUUUGGUUUCUCAAAGCAAGUUUAAGGUUUUAUUCUUUAUUCUGUUUCUGACCUGCUUUAAAAAAAAAAAGCUCAGGACCUCAGUACUUUCUAUUCUAAUAUAUCUAUAAACACUUACUUUGGGCUUAUAUCUGCAUUUCGCCACAAAUAGAGCUGAGGAGUCCCAAAAAUUAUUCUUAACGGGGCUCAUCAAUUCUGUUCGUGUGGUGACAUCAGAACAACACCCUCAGCCUCAGACUGAAUCUACAGCUGGACCUUUUUAAAAAAAAAAACUGAAUAAUAUAUUUUAAACAUUUGAAAAAUGUUAGUGGUAAAUCUGAGACACGCAAGAAAUCUUAGUUUUGUUCCUCAGAACCUAGGAUUUGAACCUUAUGGAACACUUAAGCCACUAAAACAUUCUCAAGAUGUAAUAUUUUCAAUAGACUAAGACUGCUGAACGUCUUCAUUAAACAAAUAGCAAUCAACUGUGUUGCAUUCUAUUAAAAAAACAGUUUUCCAUAAUAAACAGAUUGGAAUAUGUUUAGAACAGUGUGUGUGAAAGGGAAUAAUAUAUGUUUGGUAUUUAUAAGCAAUUAUAAAUAAACAUAUAAGCAUUAUUAGCCAGAAACCUUAAAUCCCUGUAUUGGGAUUGGAUGUAUAUACAUUACAUGAACAUCUGGAUUAGCUAAACAUUUUUUAAAACUUUGAUUAAAUGUAUGAGCAGUACCAGGGGCCCAUUUCAUAUUUUCUAUUUGAAAGGUACAUACGUAUUAUUUACUAAUAUCCUAUGUGAACUAUUUAAUGUCUGAGAUUUUAGAAAAAAAAUUAAGAUAAUAUCACUAUUCAUGAAGCCCUGCUCACUGAAAUGUUAACAGUUUUUCCAAAUCACCACACCAAUUUAUUUUUCUUGGGAUUUUUCUAACACAAACAAAUGGACAAUUAUCACUAAAAACAGGAUUAAUAAGAUUUCUAAGCAUUUGUACACUUCUAAACUACUAAAAAAAGAGUUUAAAGAGUGACAGAAUAUGAGAAUGAUCUUAUCUUGCCUUUGACAAAUCAAACAUAGACUUUUUAAAAUUGGUUACUUAAAUGAUGUUGAUUACACAAAAUCUUGACUUAUAAAAAGAAACACUACAAAGAACGGGGCCCGGGAAAACGCCACGGAAAAAUACAAAGAUUUAGAACUUGUACACAUUUUUUAAAGAAAUAUAAUUAGGGUAAAAUUCUGACCGGUGAGGAUUUAUCAAUACCUAUAGAGUGUUGAUUUCUCCUCAACUACAAAUUCAGAGUGCUGAAAACCUGUGGGGAAAUGGAAUGCAAGAAUGCAAGCAUGAAUAGGUCAAUGUAUUUAAACCAACUGAAUUGAGGUUUCACUUCGAUGUCAUUUUAGAAUCUUAAGGAAGUAACUUAGAAGCUACAUUGAAUUAAUAUUCUAAUAUUCUCCAUCUUCCUCUUGCCUCCUGACUAUCUUUAGAUUUUUUUUUAUAGGGACAUGCAAUAUGUACAUUACAAAUAUUCUGAAAACAACACUUUUAUUUUCUGUACUUUCUGUAAAAAAAAGAAAAACAUAGCGAGACAAAACGAAACAAAAAACAAAACUAAUUUUUUGAUGUAUCAGAAUUUUAACUUGAAAGUUUUGAGUUGAAGAGGUGUAAAGAACAAAAUGCAUGAAGUAUGUUUGUAUGCAUUUUAAUUUUGGAUUCAUUGUUUUUAUAAAUCAAAAAAACAAAACAAAUGUUUGCACUUUUUUUUACCUUGAAUGUGUGUGAUGUUGUGUUGCUUGUAGGCACUUUAUGAUAGGAUGUUUAUGUCCACUAACUUAUCACCUUCUCAUGACACUGACAUUGUUGUGUUCAGUGAAAAAUGGGUUUGGACCAGAUACAAGUGAUGAGGGGACGUAGAAGGCCGGAAUGUGCGCAGCUCUUCACAGAAUCAUUUUAAUACGCUUAGAAUCAAAAACAAAACAAGGGGACUGUCACGGCAAGCCAUGGAAAAUCACAGCAAUCUGAUAUUUUGGAAAAUACCUAAAUCAGUUCUAAGGCAAAUUUAAUGUAACAGGUUUGUAAGAGAGGAACACACUGUAUGUGUGUUAGAUACCGUGAUAUAGAUAGUUUUAUAUCAGUAGGGGGCAGUGGAUCCCAGUCUCUCCCAGGUCCAUCUUGCAGAAUAUUCUAACUUUUUUUAGUCUUUAGUUUCUUAGAUCAGGAUGAGAUUGUAUUUUUCUGACCCUCAGAACUUCUAACAGAAAUAUUUAGUUAAAACAGAGAAAUAUCAUUGCUGUUGGAACAAAAUCUUUAAUAUUAUUAUUUUUUUUUUAACCUGGAACGUUUAUGAAAUAAACUGAUAAAUUCAUUAGCUUAAACCGAAUGUUAAUAAGUUCUGUUGUACUGUCACAAUAACAAAAACACAUGAAGGUUUUAAUCAAACCUGUCCUGCUGAAUGUUAUUAACUGGAUUGUGCAGCGUUGCCUUUAAGCUAUAAGCAGUGAUUCGUAUAUGUACUGAAGCCCCACACAUUUUCCUAUUGGCUGACGAACACUAGAAAAAAAAAGUUUCUUUGAUUUUACCAAAUUGUAAACCUCUGGAAUACAAUCAAGAGGAAGUUAAAUGACCACAAGCCAUCAAACCAAGCUGAACUGCUUGAAUUUUUGCACCAGGACUGGCAAAAUCACUGUGCAAGACUGGUGGAGGAAAAUAUUAAAAACCAGGGUAAUUCCACCAAAUAUUGAUUUCUGAACUCUUAAAUGCUCUAAAUGACAAUAUGUUUGUUUGUCUGUAGUCUACAGGAUAAAACAACAAUGUUCAUUUUACUCAAACAUGAUAAACUGAUUCAGAAACUGAUGUGGUCUCUUAAAUUUGUCCAGAGCUGUAGGUACAUUAGAUUAAAGAUUAAACAAGGGUUUGCUCUGACAGCAAUGAUAUGUUGACCACUGUGCUAUAAAUAUCCAACUAUAGAUCUAUUAAAUCCAGAGUAAACUUCUGAGAUUAAAUCUUUCUUACUACUCAUACUGAACUAAAAAGAACUAGACUUCAGGUAAUUCCGUUACUGCUAAGUGGCAUUAUAUAUGUAAAUGUAAAUAUAUUAUUAUUUUAGUAUUGAGCAGUUUAUAGAAUUAUGAUGUUGGAAGCAUAAUGGGAUUAUACAUUAUUUCAUAACAUUCCAGCAUCUUGUGUAUUAAAAGGGUGAAAACCUUUUCAGGUAACGACUGCUCACUACCUGAACCUGAACAAAUGUUCUAGAUUCCAAGUCCUGAGCUGAAUUUUUAGAAGAACUGUAGCAUAAUUAUUCUUUAAUCCAAAACAGUUAAGGUAAAAAAGUUUAAGAAUGGAUACUUAAUGGACGUUUGACUUUUCUAAAGUAACUGUUCUAUAUUAAUCUCACCCAAAGACGAUGUUAACGUUACAUUAUCUAGUACAAACCCCUAGAAACAAACAGCACAGGAGUGAAUAUUUAUCACACAGAACAAGGGCCUCUUCUUUAUUUUAGACGAGUUUUAAACAGGGAAUCAUAAUUUAAUCUGGGAGAAAGUAGAGGGAGCACUGCUAUUCAGAAACUGAAGCUGCCUGCGGUUCCCUCCUGCUGGUUAGACGGCAGGUAUUCAGGUACAGUUCUUUCUUUUCUCGGGUAAUAUAUGAAUGUUCAUAAAUGAAGCAAUCUGUUUCCGUUUGAUUUCCGUUACUCUGAAAAAAAAGUCGAAAAGCUUAAGGGGUUUCCGACUAACAGACCCUCACGUUUCCCUGCCUGUGUAAAUGUAGCCUACGCUACUGGGCUGAAACUGGUUUCGUAUGUAUUUAGUUGAAGGAAGCUGGUCCUAAAUCUACAGACAGACUGACACCCACUGCAGAAUAUCCAGAGACUCUGGUAAAGCUGUCCUUUAGUGGUAGGGAACAGCAUGACAUCUUUGUAUUACUAUGUUUUUUUAUUUAUAUUAUUUAAUUAUUAUUUUUAAGUGCUGCUUUGCAUUAUCGAAUGGGGUCUAUCAGAGGACAUUAUAUCAUUACUGUAACUGAACAGAGUUUAGUUGAGUUCUUUUUCAUGCAUUAAAAUAAAUGAAGGUAUCGCUAGUUCUAUUCUCAUGUGCAUAGGCUAGUGCAUCCAUCAUCCUUUCAUCAUCAUCAUUUUUAUGAUACAUAUUACUGUCUAUCUAAUUUUCACAGUGUCAUUUAUUUAUGAGGUCAAGUGGAUCAGUCACCCAGAACGAUCUUUGUUUCACGUUUCUGCUCUGGAAAUGCAAAGUUAUACAAACAGAAUACCAUCACAUAACUGGUUUAUUUGGUUGCAUAACAAUGGAAUGUUUUUGAAGAUGAAGGGAUCAUUUUGUCCUCUGAUUAUCCCUUUAUAAAUGUAACUGAUAUACAAAAUAUAUUUAAAUAAAUUAUAAUAUUGAUCAAAAAUAAAAUCUGUACUAGACCUCA
Astyanax mexicanus (Mexican tetra) is the source of this 7766-nucleotide messenger RNA. It is a transcript of the gene map3k12, whose product is annotated as mitogen-activated protein kinase kinase kinase 12. Gene Ontology annotation, biological process: protein autophosphorylation; JNK cascade. The transcript has 14 exons. Lineage: Eukaryota; Metazoa; Chordata; Actinopteri; Characiformes; Acestrorhamphidae. The coding region runs from base 327 to 3029 and encodes 900 amino acids. Gene Ontology annotation, molecular function: ATP binding; JUN kinase kinase kinase activity. The record is from RefSeq and is a predicted model, not a curated record.